Eucalyptus grandis is the source of this 513-nucleotide messenger RNA. RefSeq lists its product as uncharacterized. Lineage: Eukaryota; Viridiplantae; Streptophyta; Magnoliopsida; Myrtales; Myrtaceae. The transcript has a single exon. The record is from RefSeq and is a predicted model, not a curated record. Bases 1 to 513 code for a protein of 170 amino acids. Gene Ontology annotation, molecular function: nucleic acid binding; zinc ion binding.
AUGACUAAAGCAUGGAAGGUAGAAGGAGUCAUAUGUUCGCAGAAGGAACCAGGGCUAUUCACUUUCAUAUUUCCUACGGAGGAGGAAAAACAUCGAAUAUUGAGGAACUCACCUUGGUCAUACUCAACCAACCUGCUAGUGUUACAGCAGUGUCUUCCAGAAAUCCCAGAGCAUUGUUAUGAAUUCUCAAAGGCUGCCUUCUGGAUUCGCAUUGGAGGAGUCCCCCCUGGCUGGAGAAUAGAGAAAGUAUUCAAUGACCUGGGGAAAAGGUUGGGAAAGGUUAUUGAAGUUCAACUCGACUCAAUAAAUCAUGCUCAGAACAAAGGAGGCAGAGUAAGAGUUGAGAUCGACUUAACAUUACCGUUGAAAGCGGGAGCUGUUUUGGAUAUAGGCAAUAAAUGUCUCUGGGUGGAGUUUAAAUACGAGCGGCUCCCCCACUAUUGCUUCUCAUGCGGAAAGAUCGGACACUAUGCCACUGACUGCCUCGAAUUUCCAUAUGCAACAUCACCCUAA